This is a messenger RNA of Beta vulgaris subsp. vulgaris (sugar beet), 1945 nucleotides long. RefSeq lists its product as uncharacterized. The transcript has 6 exons. Gene Ontology annotation, biological process: positive regulation of ubiquitin-dependent protein catabolic process. The record is from RefSeq and is a predicted model, not a curated record. NCBI's taxonomy places the organism in Eukaryota, Viridiplantae, Streptophyta, Magnoliopsida, Caryophyllales, Amaranthaceae. Gene Ontology annotation, molecular function: cullin family protein binding. Bases 150 to 1685 code for a protein of 511 amino acids.
CUCACCUUUCAUUUACUGAUAGUCCCACCUCCCACCUUUGAGUAAUCUCGAAGUAAUCAACCUUUGUAGGCUAUUCCCUUUCCUUGCAUUGUUACCGUCGGUCUCUCCGUUCACUUUUGAGUCCACCAUUGUAGAGAGGAGAGAGAAAAAUGGAAGAAUCAGAAGAGAUACUAAUAAAAUCACUGAUAAAUCUGGGAAUUGAGAUUCCACCUCACAUCACUUCAAUUAAAGAGCUUGAUUCUUCAUCUUUCUUCUCAAUCUCUUCACAAUCUCUCCACCUCCUCCUUCACAACACCAAUACGUCGUCGUUUCCAACCUCAUUGCCUGAUUCCAUGCCAGAAAAGGUCAACUCUUGCUCUCAUUUAGCCUCGCUUUUACACCACUUGUCCUACCCUUUUCAAAUCAGCUUUCACCAGUUCCUGUACCCAUCUGAAGAGGACUUGUAUAAGUUGAUCAGAUUUCUAGUAGAAAGGCUUUCUGAAUCGUCUGAAGCCAGAAAAACUGUGAAGUUUGUGGGUGAUGUUAGGCCGAGUGAUGCUCAACUUAAUUCAACUGGACCUUUGGUGUCCCUGGACAAUCAGAAAGUCAGUGCAAGAUUGCACGAUAUGAGAUCAGAAGGUGAGGCACCAGGAUUGUCGAGCGACAGUGCCAAAGUUCCACCAGUUAAUUUUGUUUAUGAGAAGUUGGAUGUGGAAGCUACAACUGGAAGAGUUGACGAGCAAGAAACAGUGGCGUAUAUUGGAGGCUUGAAUAAGAAGGCUGCUCAAGUUGAGGAAACUGCUGCUAUUACAGAAAUUCGCAAGCCUGAGCAGGAAUCAAUCUCUUAUGAAGAGUUCUCUCCCGAGCCAAGAUGUGAGGUAGAAAGCAUAUGUGGUCAAGAAACAGUAUUCCCUAAGAAGGCUACAGGAAAAGAUCUUGAAGUACACUAUCUAGAGGAAGAACUUGAGUUACUUAAAGAAGCAGUGAAAAUGGCGCUUGAUGAUGAGAGUUCUUUCAGUUCCAUUGCUGAGCAGCUCAGCGAACAAAUAGCCACAAGAAACGAAAACCUUCAAGAAGCAAAGAAACAGUGGGACACAGAUAGGAAUUCUUUAGAAGAGAAGAAGUGGAAUCUUUUGGAGUCCAUUUGUGUGAGUAAGCCUGAUUGUCAGCUUAAACUGCAGAAGCUGAAAGAUAUUGAUACAGAAACGCAUUCGGUUUUAUCUGAAACAAAAAGGAGGGAGGAGGAGUGUGCUAAACUUGCGGGUGAUAUGAAGAAGCAGCCGAAAGUUGCUCCCAGGAAAUCGUAUAUUGAAAGGAUCACUGAGAUCACAAAGAACAGUCGGAAAUUGGACACAGAUAUUGAACGCAUCUUAAAGGAAACAAGGGAGCUUAGGUUAGAGAGUAAUUCGAUCGAGGAACGCCUUCAUCGAACAUAUGCUGUGGUUGACGAAACAAUAUUCAGGGGAGCGAAGAAAGACCCUGUUGGUCGACAAGCUUACAGGCUAUUAACAAACGUACAUGAAAGCUUUGAAAAGAUUAGGGAGCAAAUACUUGCAGCUGAUAAAGCUCAAAGAGAAGUUGCAGAACUUGAAGCUAAGCUUUCAGCAAUUGCUUCCCGGAGUAUGGACAAGGAUAAACUACAAGCUGACUUUGAUGCCAUGAAGAGAGAAAAUGAACAUUUAGAAAAAACCCUCAUGAAUCGUUGAUGUGAACACUAGUGGUACUAGUUCCUAGAUAGUUUCAUCCAGGGAAAAAAAACGCGGUCGCGGUCACGUUCGCGGGAACGGUCGCGUUGUCGCGGGAACGGCUUGUAACGGCGAAAUAGAACGUUUCGCGGCCGUCGCAGCGUGAAUUUUUUAAAAAAAUUCACAUUAAUAUGUUUUAACCUUAUUUGCAUUUUUUUAGUUUAUGAAGCAUUAUUACAACAUAAUAUAAUCAAAUCUAAUAGAAUAUCAUGUUUCCUCAA